AUGCGGGCGGCGGCGGCGGACCCGGGGCACCGCCCGGGCUCAGCAGCGGGCAGCGGCUCCUGGCUCCUGCCGCUGGCGGCGGCGCUGGCGCUGCUGCUCACGCUGGUGGUGCGGCAGCUGCUGAAGCAGCGGCGGCCCCCCGGCUUCCCGCCCGGCCCCGCGGGGCUGCCGCUCCUCGGCAACAUCCCCGCGCUGGGCGCGGAGCAGCCGCACAUCUACAUGCGGCGGCAGAGCCAGAUCCACGGGCAGAUCUUCAGUCUUGACCUUGGAGGUAUAUCUGCUGUUGUACUGAAUGGCUAUGAUGCAGUGAAAGAAUGCCUCGUUCAUCAAAGUGAAAUCUUUGCAGAUAGGCCGUCUCUUCCCUUGUUUAAGAAGCUGACAAACAUGGGAGGCUUACUGAACAGUAAAUAUGGCAGAGGAUGGACAGAACAUCGCAAAUUAGCUGUAAAUACCUUUCGAACUUUUGGAUAUGGUCAAAGGUCCUUUGAACACAAAAUUUCAGAAGAAUCUGUGUUUUUUCUUGAUGCCAUUGAUACAUACAAAGGCAGACCGUUUGAUCUUAAGCACUUGAUAACAAAUGCUGUUUCAAACAUUACUAAUUUGAUUAUUUUUGGAGAACGUUUUACUUAUGAAGAUACUGAAUUUCAGCACAUGAUUGAGAUUUUUAGUGAAAACAUUGAAUUAGCUGCUAGUGCUUCUGUAUUUUUAUAUAAUGCUUUUCCUUGGAUUGGUAUUUUGCCAUUUGGGAAACACCAGCAGCUGUUUAGAAAUGCAGCUGAAGUUUAUGACUUUCUUCAUGAUCUCAUUGAACGUGUCUCUGAAAAUAGGAAGCCUCAAUCACCUCGACAUUUUGUAGAUGCAUAUUUAGAUGAGAUGGAUUGCAAUGAAAAUGAUCCAGAAUCUACAUAUUCAAGAGAAAAUUUAAUUUUCUCUGUUGGAGAACUCAUCAUAGCUGGAACAGAAACCACGACAAAUGUUUUAAGAUGGGCAGUGUUAUUUAUGGCUCUUUAUCCAAACAUUCAAGGCCAAGUUCAAAAAGAGGUCGACCUAGUCAUUGGCCCAAACAAAAUGCCCACCUUGGAAGAGAAAUGCAAGAUGCCAUACACUGAGGCUGUUCUACAUGAGGUUCUGAGGUUCUGUAACAUAGUUCCACUCGGGAUUUUUCAUGCAACUUCCAAAGAUACUGUUGUGCGUGGUUACUCAAUUCCUGAAGGCACCACAGUCAUUACAAACCUCUACUCCGUUCACUUUGAUGAAAAAUACUGGAGCAAUCCAGAAGUGUUUUUUCCUGAGAGAUUUUUGGACAGCAAUGGGCAGUUUGUCAAGAAAGAUGCAUUUAUUCCUUUUUCACUAGGAAGAAGACAUUGUCUUGGAGAACAACUAGCUCGGAUGGAAAUGUUCCUGUUUUUUACUUCAUUACUACAACGAUUUCACCUGCAUUUCCCUCAUGGCGUCAUUCCAGACCUCAAACCAAGAUUAGGAAUGACAUUACAACCACAGCCUUACCUCAUCUGCGCGGAGAGACGGUGAAGAGAAGGGUCAGGAUUGUCAGGUGGAGCACAGUGCUCCAAGCUGCAGCUCAAGAUCCACUUUGCCUUAUAUUUCUAAACACGUUCAUGCCAGAAGGCCAGCUUAAGGGACUUGCAGAUAAAUUCUGGCUGUUUAUGCACAAAUAAAUAAUUUCUUUUUAUUUGGUUUUCACAGAAAAAAGUGUGGAACACAUCCUGUGUAAAACUGAUGUUUUCACUACAUGGGUCUAUUUUAAAUCUAACUUCUGCUAUGGUUUUUAUAUAUUUAAUUACUUAGCAAAUCAUUUUACUUUGAGAGGAUAUUUUUAUAAACAUGGAGAAUAUGGUUCAAAAUGUUUCUACUUGAAUUCAUCCAUGGAAAUCUCAUUUACAUUAUUCCAACUAAGCUGUUCUUUAUAAUUCUCCUUUAAGUUUUCAUAGCUAAAAACGUUUAAAAGACAUCUAUUUAAAUUUCUGUAACCAAGAAUAAACUAUCUUUUCCAGCCUUGACAGAUUGUCUA
Messenger RNA from Pipra filicauda (Wire-tailed manakin), 2029 nucleotides. RefSeq names its product vitamin D 25-hydroxylase. Gene Ontology annotation, cellular component: cytoplasm; intracellular membrane-bounded organelle. NCBI's taxonomy places the organism in Eukaryota, Metazoa, Chordata, Aves, Passeriformes, Pipridae. Gene Ontology annotation, biological process: xenobiotic metabolic process. Bases 1 to 1530 code for a protein of 509 amino acids. The record is from RefSeq and is a predicted model, not a curated record. Gene Ontology annotation, molecular function: heme binding; oxidoreductase activity, acting on paired donors, with incorporation or reduction of molecular oxygen, reduced flavin or flavoprotein as one donor, and incorporation of one atom of oxygen; iron ion binding. The transcript is spliced from 5 exons.